Messenger RNA from Fusarium musae, 1221 nucleotides. RefSeq lists its product as uncharacterized. The record is from RefSeq and is a predicted model, not a curated record. The transcript is spliced from 5 exons. Lineage: Eukaryota; Fungi; Ascomycota; Sordariomycetes; Hypocreales; Nectriaceae. Gene Ontology annotation, molecular function: oxidoreductase activity, acting on the aldehyde or oxo group of donors, NAD or NADP as acceptor. The coding region runs from base 1 to 1221 and encodes 406 amino acids.
AUGCCAGAAGACAUCGAGAUGAAUCACGGUAGUAACAAUACCAAAUUUGGCCUUAUUAUUAAUGGACAGAGGACGCCUGUGCCGCGCUCAUUUCCUGUUCUUGACCCAAUCAGCCAGAGAGAAAUUCAUUUAGCUCCUUCUGCAGAUGAGAGCGAUGCCCUCGAAGCAGUCAAAGCCGCCGAAGUGGCCUUUGAGACAUGGCGGGACAGUACUCCACUUGAGAGACGUACAAUCAUGCUCAAGGCCGCCGAUAUUAUCAGAGAGCGCAGUGACGAGAUCGCUGCGGCAAUGGUGCAGGAGACAGGCGCCAAAAAGAGCUGGGCAUCAUUCAAUAUCGAAACCUGCGUUCAGCUCAUCCACGAGGCUGCUGCGAUGGCAACGCAAAUUAAAGGCGAGCUUUUGCAAAGUAACAGCAGAGUAGAUGCUUUUUUGGAAGCGGGGCUGCCUGACGGUGUCCUGAACUACAUAUGUUGUCCACGCAACGUGGCGCCAUCGGUCACGGAGACUAUGAUCGGCCACUCAGCUGUUCAACGCGUCAACUUCACUGGCUCAACAGCCGUUGGUCGAAUGAUUGCUACUGUGUGCGCAAGAUAUCUGAAACCUGCCAUUCUCGAACUCGGAGGCAAGGCACCGAUGGUGAUUUUGAAAGACGCAAAUCUGGAAGAAGCUGUACGAGCAGCCGCCUUUGGUGCAAUGCAACACCAAGGCCAAAUUUGCAUGUCUACUGAACGAAUCAUUGUGCACAAAUCGAUAUUUGCAAAGUUUUCAGAACUUUUCGCUAUCAAGAUCAACUCAAUGCGUGCUGCUGACCCAUCCAAAGAUGGCACCGCGACCCUUGGCUCUCUGAUCAGCCCGACAGCCGGAACCCGUUUCGAGAAGUUGGUUACAGAUGCACUCUCUAAGGGUGCCAAAGUGCGAGGCGGCAAACCCGGGUUUGAAGGUGCAGUCGUCCAACCCAUCGUGCUUGAGGGCGUAAGCAAAGGGAUGGAUGUCUACUACCAGGAAUCUUUUGGGCCCAUGGUGUCACUUUUUGAGUUUGAAACAGCCCAAGAGGCUAUUGAUCUUGCUAAUGACACAGAGUAUGGUCUCGUUUGUUCUGUCUUCAGUGAGAAUAUCUCCGAGGCUUUGGCAGUUGGCCGCAGGAUCCGCAGCGGAUCCUGCCACAUCAACGGAGCAACCGUUCAUGGUGAGUCUAUAAAGACUCGAUUCAAGAAAGCCUAA